This is a messenger RNA of Tachysurus vachellii, 3620 nucleotides long. RefSeq names its product core 1 synthase, glycoprotein-N-acetylgalactosamine 3-beta-galactosyltransferase 1, like b (gene c1galt1lb). Gene Ontology annotation, molecular function: N-acetylgalactosaminide beta-1,3-galactosyltransferase activity. The record is from RefSeq and is a predicted model, not a curated record. Bases 514 to 1629 code for a protein of 371 amino acids. NCBI's taxonomy places the organism in Eukaryota, Metazoa, Chordata, Actinopteri, Siluriformes, Bagridae. The transcript has 5 exons. Gene Ontology annotation, cellular component: membrane.
AGGCGGCAUUCGCUGUUGAAGUUGAUGUUGAAGUUGUGCGUUUUCGCGAGCGAGCUGUUAGACGGAACUUACGGAAGUUUUUAUUACUACUUAUUAUUAUUAUUAUAACAGUCUUAGUACUUUUCUUAACAGUUACUUUACGAUGUAAAAGCGUCGCUAUGGUGACGUGUGGCGUCUUUUCCACGCGCAGUUUAUAUCCUAAAUCCAGACGCUUUUUCUAACUAGGAAAGCUAAUUUUGUGCUAACGGCUGACGGACGGUUGGACACUGAGACACUGAGGGGACACACUGUUAUUGGACGCUGAGGUGCUGGACACUGAGGUGAGACACUGAGUUAUUGGACACUGAGGGGAUACACUGAGAUUGGACACUGAGGUGAAACACAGAUUGGACACUGAGAUUGGACACAGCAGGUUUUAGGUCUGAGGAAGCUUCUGUUUCUGGUUGAAGGAGCUUGUGUGAGAUGGAUGUGGAGCUUCACUGAUCAUCAAACGAGCGUCAGCGUGUGGUGAAAAUGGUGAAAAUGUUCCAGAUGAAAGGGCUCUGCACUCGCUCCUCCUUCUACUUCGGCUUCCUGGUGGGCACAUGUUCUCUUUACAUGAUCCUGCAGCGGGGGUGGUACUCGCAGAACUUUUAUCCACAAUCCGAUGACACGGCCCUGAGGAGGCUGGAGGAAGAGCGCAAGAACUGGAGGAAGGAGAGGUCUGCGCUGUUUAACCUCAACCACCCGCACCACAUCGGUGAGGACAGCAGCCUGUCGGAUUCCCUGUACAACCGUGUCCGUAUACUGUGUUGGGUGAUGACGGGUCCCAACAACCUGGAGAAAAAAGCUCGUCACGUGAAGGCCACGUGGAGUCGUCACUGUAACAUCGUGGUGUUCAUGAGCUCAGUCGACGACCCGGACUUCCCCACUGUUGGACUCAACACCAAGGAGGGCCGUGACCAGCUGUACUGGAAGACCAUCAAGGCCUUCCACUAUGUCAUGGAGAAGCACGGUACCGAAGCCGACUGGUUCCUCAAAGCCGACGACGACACAUACACUGUGGUGGACAACCUACGCUGGGUGCUGGCCAACCACUCGCCAGACGAGCCUGUGUACUUCGGACGCCGUUUCAAGCCCUAUAUGAAGCAGGGCUACAUGAGCGGCGGUGCCGGAUACGUGCUGAGCCGUGAGGCACUCAAGAGGUUUGUGGAGGGCUUUCGCACCAAAACGUGCACUCACACAUCCUCUGUGGAGGACCUCGCCCUGGGACAGUGCAUGGAAAAAGUGGGUGUGGCUGCCGGAGAUUCCCGAGACACGCUCCAGAGAGAGACGUUCCAUCCAUUUGUCCCGGAACAGCACCUCACUGCCAAGUUUCCCAAGAGCUUUUGGUACUGGAACUACUGCUACUACCCUAUAGUCGAGGGUCCUCAAUGCUGCUCAGACCUGGCCGUGUCCUUCCACUAUGUGGAUGCUCAGAUGAUGUACCUGCUGGAGUAUUACACCUACCACCUGCGUGCCUUCGGGUAUCGUUACCGCUACCAGCCCCCGGAGCCCAACCCCGUCCCGUCCUCUCAGCAGGAGGACAAACACGACGCCAAGAUACAGGAGGCAGAGAAGCAACCUGAACCUGAACACAACAACAUCUGAACACCUUUUUUUGAGGGGAUUCUGGAAUCCUAAAAUUAUUUGAGUGUUUUCUGUUUUAAUUUAGAGGUGGGGGUGUUUGGGUACCAUGAUUCUGGUAUUAAUGAAGUUACCUUUACUUUAAAAAUGUGGACUGAAUGCUGACAGCUUAAAUAUGUAUAGUGCCUCUCCAGGUGUGUGUGUGUGUGUUUGUUUGAAUGAGUGUGUAUGUCUGUGUGUGUCUGGGUCUCAGUUAUAUGUAGGCUCAUCCACAAUGCCUUCUUAACCUUUUAGCCCAAACGAACACACUCCCCAGUCACAUUCCUUUCCUUUGUGUCUAUUUAAAUUAGAUCUUGUGGGUGAUGUUACACAUGAGCUCAGGUUGUGAUGUCACAAAGUUAUCCACCGAUGACUUCGAGCCAGACUCCUUAAAACACAGGCUUUAUCUCAUUCAGCUAAUGUAUGAGACGGAGGGUAAGCUGUCGUGGUUGUCAUAGUAACGUCCAAACGCAUUCCGAUGAUUGUGAACUAGCAGUGAGCAAACUAGCUAAGUGGAGUCAGAGAUUGUUUAGCUUGGUGACUGGGAUCCAUGAAUAGUCAUGUGUCUUUGUUUCUCUGGUGUUUUCCUGUGAGUUUAAUGUGUUUUUUGUGUUCAUGUUUAUUCCGUGUUAUUAUCCAUUAUUAUACAGAGAGUUUUGGAUCUUUUCGAUCCCCAUCAGCACUUGCAGGAUGACCGGAGCUAGUCGAGGUGCUCGAGCUGCUGUCAUGAGCGUAACAGGAUCGUGGCAUGUUGUUACAGUGUUAUAUUACUGUGAUCAUCUGAGCAGGUGGAAGAAGCGAACCUACUGAACCUGUGCUCCUGCUCCUGCUCUGCUUCUCUACCCCUCAUUAAACUUCAUUUCCUGCAGAUGAAACGUGCACAGUCAUGCUAAUCUUCUCUUCUGCAUGGGUAGCAUGUGGUGAAACGAUAGAUUUGGAGAGAGGAGUGAAAACAUCUCUGUACUGCUUUUUAUUUAUUUUAAUAGAAGUGUUAAAGGUUUAGUAAUUAAUAGAAUAAUACGUUUAAAAAUAUGUGAAUACUUUGCUGUAAGCCACACCCCCUUCUCAGCCACACCCCAUUAUCGGCCACACCCCUUCUUGGCCACACCCCCUCUCAGGUGUCAGGUGUGAGUGGACAAUCUUCCCCAAAGUGUUUGUAUAGAUUUUAUCAUUUUAAUCUUUUAACUUGCUGCUGGUAUAAAACAGUAUAAAAUGAGAUCUGGUCAAUUUUAGGCCUAUUUUAAAGCUCCUGACAUUUCUGUCACAUCUCUACACCAUCCAUCACUCACAGAUCACACGGUUGUUACAUCUGGGACACGUUUAACUGAACACAUCAUGACGACGCAUCAUCUGUCAGUUACAGUGAGUUUGGUGUAGACGUGUUAAGAGAUUAGGUCCGGUGUUUAAAAACAAAUCUAGUUUGUGACCGUGAUGGAGGAGGAUGAAAACUCUGAGAACUUUGUAAUGAACACAUCGUACCCAAGACAUUAAGGCGUGAUUAGUAUACGUACUCUGACUCCCAAUUAACCUUGAAGUGAUUCAUUUUAUUGCUAUGGAAACCAAAUGGGUGAUACUGAGUGGUGAUGAUGAGUACAGUCAGUACACAGUAGCACAGAGUGUUUAUUUUAUUUUUCUAAAGGUUAUUACGUUCUCCUCAAAGUCUUUUGUACUGUUUGCAUAAUCAUUGUAGUUUUGUUUGUUAGUUUAUUGUUUUUUUUUUAAGAACACCGCUGUGCUGAAAUGCUGAGUUUUGAUCUUCUGGCUUUCAUGAAAACGGGAGUAAAGUUAAGGUUUUAUCACUCUGUAUUAAUAUUUUUGUAUAACUAGCGUGUGUGGGUGUGUGUGAGAGAGAGAGUGAGUGAGUGAGUGAGAGAGGAAAAAAGAUCUGUACAGUAAAUUUACAGCAGUCUAUUUAUAGAUUCAGAAUGAAAAUCACGGAGUUACAUAAUAUUUAAUAAAGACGUAUUUUACCAUAA